AUGUCGGAUGAAGAAGACACUGUAGCAGAUCUCUCGUUUGUUGCUUGGGAUGAAAUUCUUGCCCCCUCUGGUGAUUCAAUGGAAGUAGGAAACGACGCCCAGUGGACAGUGUCAUCGUGCAAAGCUGGAAAUGGAGUUCAGAAGCUGCGAGAUAACAAAAUAGACACCGUAUGGCAGUCGGAUGGAGCACAGCCCCACACAAUUUCCGUCUUCUUUCGUGAGCGCAUGUUUGUGGAGUGCCUUUGUUUCUACGUGGACUAUGAAGAUGAUGAGACAUACACGCCAAACAGAGUGUGUGCUAAAGUGGGUACAAUGCUCUCUGACAUGACGGUAGUGUCCACGAAGGACCUAGACCAGCCACGGGGCUGGAUUACCAUGCCACUGACAGACGACUCCGGUCGGCCGAGUCACGUGUUCAUGGUUGAGUUGAUCAUUAUCGCCAACCAUCAGAAUGGACGCGACACACACAUACGUCAGUGCAAGAUCUACGCUAGGAGUGAACCUGCUGUCCUGCCGCUAUCCGCCCAGGAAUCCCUGUAUACAUUUGGCGGUGCCCCACUUUCUCAUUUCAACACGCUGCGCUGA
Molecule: messenger RNA, 585 nt
Organism: Sycon ciliatum
Lineage: Eukaryota; Metazoa; Porifera; Calcarea; Leucosolenida; Sycettidae
Product: anaphase-promoting complex subunit 10-like
Exons: 1
Coding region: 1-585 (194 amino acids)
Biological process (GO): anaphase-promoting complex-dependent catabolic process; protein K11-linked ubiquitination
Cellular component (GO): anaphase-promoting complex
Source: RefSeq, a predicted model, not a curated record